GAGACAGCAACACCUGUAUCGGGCAGGCAGGCCCAGCUAUCGGUCGUUGCCGAGCGUGGCUUCACUCCGGAUUUGAACGUGUGACAGUUAACACAGUGGUGUGCUUUAUCGUGCUGCGGAGAGCGCAAGUUUCCGUGCGUGUGACUGUGUGAAAUGGGCGACAGCGGUGUACCGAAGCGAACCCGCCGGAAACCAUCCGGCAUACUGAAGCUGGACAGUGUGCGGCGUCGAGAGUCGUCCGGCAGUUCGCUGCUGCAGCUGGGCGAUGAGCUCUCACCACCUUCGUCCGUGUCGCCACAACUCUCGGUCACGUGGGCAUUCCCGCCCGUCGGCCAUUCGCCGAACGAUUUGCCCGAGGACGCGGACGCAGAUGCCAGUGAUUUGAGCACGGAGCAACCGCGCCCGGAAGUCAUUAGUGUUCCGCCGUCACACGAUGGCGCUAGUGGUACGCUGGUGCAUGCCGCCACUGCCGGAAACAAUCCACCGACGAAGGUGCCGCCACCGUACGCCGAACCGCCCGAACGUGCCAGGCGCACAGCUGUGAAGGUGCUCGCUACGACGACCGGGCCGACCGGAAGCGUUAUGAAAUCACCGGACGUCGCUGGGGGCACGUUCUUUGGCGGUGACUCGGGCUCCGGUGCUGUGCGUGGCGAAUCGGAGGACGAUGAGGACUAUUCCGCCAGUAUUAAUGCGAUCAUACAGCGGAAAGCAAGUGUUAAGAAAAAGCGCGGAGGAUACAAAGGAGCACACCAUCGACGAACGUCCAGCCCGGCCAGCCAGAUGAUGGGACUCGGCGGAUCGGAGCAGUUGGGUCCGGAUGGGCGCCGUCGCUCGAGCGUCUACACUACCAGCUCGGGCGAGACGGGCAUUACGCUGCCCGGGGACGACCAUUCGAUUGGGCGCGAUGAGUCGGCCGGUCGGCAGGACAAGCUGUUCGACACGAUUCGACUGCACAAGGAGGUGCUGCAGACGGUCAAACUGCAGCCGAUUAGCAUGAAGCGCAAGUUGCGCCUCGUACAGCAAGCGAAGAGCUACAUCACGCGCCACGAAGGGGCCCUGCAGGAACACUUUACCUCACGUACGGCACGUAGUCUGCUGGCACAGUUUAACAUUUUCCUCACGACGAAAUGGCAACAGCUACUGCGAGAGCUGGCCAAUUUGGCCACCUAUCUAAUACCGUGGGAAUCGCGCAUCAAGGAAAUUGAGUCCCACUUCGGAUCGGUCGUAGCGUCCUACUUCACCUUUCUCCGCUGGCUGUUCUCGGUGAACAUUGUUAUCUCGGUACUGCUCGUAGUGUUCAUCAUGGUGCCGGAGGAAAUUUACGUCGAUCCGGAGAAGGCUAAAUGCGACAUACGGAAGACAAUGUCCAAGCAGGAGCUUGCACUGACGCGUAACUUUAGCACGAUUUGGGAGUUUGAGGGUCAUCUCAAGUACUCGCCCUUGUUUUACGGUUACUAUUCCACCUUUUCGGGAGCGAUUGCGUGGGGUUACAAUCUUCCGUUGGCUUACUUCUUCACUGGAUUGGUAGUUUACAUCUACAGCUUUGUGGCGACGUUGAAAAAGAUGGCAGAAAACUCACGAAUGUCAAAGUUGUCCUCCAAAGACGAUGAGUACGUGUUUUCUUGGAAGCUGUUCACUGGGUGGGACUACAUGAUCGGCCAUAUGGAAACGGCACAGAAUCGGAUGGCUUCCAUCAUACUGGGCUUUAAGGAGGCGCUGCUCGAGGAAGCCGAGAAGAAAAAGGACACACGAAACUGGAAGAUCAUUCUGCUGAGAAUACUGGUGAACUUUCUCAUACUCGGUCUGCUAGUGAUCUCCGCGUACGAGGUCAUUCUGGUUGUGAAACGCUCGAUGGACAUCAAAGAGUCCGACUCCUGGUGGAGACGGAACGAAAUCACCGUCGUCAUGUCGCUCAUCUCGUUCUUUUUCCCGAUGAUCUUUGAAGCGCUCGGUAUCAUCGAGUACUAUCAUCCACGAAAGCAGCUGCGCAUACAGCUAGCCCGCAUCAUGGUGCUGAAUAUGCUGAACCUUUACUCGCUUAUCUUCGCUCUGUUCGACAAGAUUGCGCACAUGACGGGAGAGUUGCGACGGAUGAAGCCAACCAACUUUACAUCUUCGGCUUCUUCGUGCUUUUUACCCGAGGCGGGCGCUAGAUGGGACGUUUCUGGUGUCCCCGUUGAGAUGGUACAGUCCGAGCGAUCGAUGUUGUUGGACAUGGUGGCGGACUUUAAUCGGAGUGGAGUUGGACCAGCUACGGUGUUGGCUAAUGGGAGUAGCUGUUUUCGAGUUCCGUUCAACUGUUCGGAAGUGACCAGUACGGCAACACUGUUAACUACACUCUUGUUGACGAGUUUAUCCACGACAACAAACAUGCCGGAGCAAUUCAGCCCGACUACGGCACUGUCAACGAGUGAGUUCCCGUCAACCAGCUUCAAUCCGACCACCACACUGAGAGAAUAUCGGUCGCCUUACGAAGGGUACGAUUACGACGAGGAAGAUAUGGACUAUUAUUUGGAGUAUCGAGCCCGACUGCUUCCGAACGAUAAGCUGGAAGGUGUUCCUAUCAACAAACGUGAGGCUGUGUAUGAUUUCGAAGAGCACAACGAUACUGCCAUCUCGGUGAAUGAGACCAGCAGCAUGGAUAAUCUUACAACUGUUCAAAGUACAGCGGCACCUACCGUCAGUACGGAAGACUUCCAAACGAUGACGUACACGGAGCUGCACAGCUAUGUCACGGGAAGAUAUGACGACUUUUUAGCAAACUAUUACUACUAUUCGGAAGCAGACGAUGAGUCAGAGCAGACUGAAAGCGACGACGAUGAAGAAGAAGAAUAUCGUAUAAAUCAAUUUAUUACAUCAGAAGAAGUCAGUGCCUUUCAGACUCCCUCAACUACUGAAGGACAAAAGUUGGAGUCAACGACGGAACUCUUUCAAACUACAUUGUCUAGCGUGGAUGAGUCUACGGAGGGACAGUCCGGUAUAGAAUCUUCAUCGCACAAGCACGUUGAGAUAGAGCAGACAACAGAAUUUCAAGAGAGAGCAUACUCUACCAGCGAUGUAACAACACAGUUUUAUGGUGUUGAGGAAGAUAGCCUUCCAACCACAACAGAAGGAUCGACAGAUCGUAAGGAAUCGUUACAACCUGAGAGCAGCAGUGAGGGAGACUUUCUAUCAACUACUGAAUCUCCAAACACGUGUUAUCGUUGGGUAUGUGUUCCGGAAAACUUACACCCUCCCGAUGGGCAGGAAAGCAAGUAUCGAAACGCAGACAUCCGCUCACUUUGCUGGGAGACGAUGUUUGGACAAGAGUUGGCAAAGCUUACCGUUAUGGAUUUGCUGGUAACGAUUGUGUCGACAUUGAUAUUGGAUUUUCUAAGAGCACUCUUCGUGAGGUACAUGAACAGUUGCUGGUGCUGGGAUUUGGAGAAAAAGUUUCCCAAAUACGGUGAUUUCAAGAUAGCAGAAAAUAUCUUACAUCUCGUGAACAACCAGGGCAUGGUAUGGAUGGGCAUGUUUUUCUCACCUGGGCUAGCCGUGCUGAAUAUAGCGAAGCUGGUCAUCAUACUGUAUCUACGCUCAUGGACCGUUCUCACCUGCAACGUUCCCCACGAGGUGGUCUUUCGAGCAUCACGCUCCAACAACUUUUACUUCGCUCUGCUGCUAACCAUGCUGUUCCUUUGCGUACUUCCCGUGAGCUAUGCGAUCGUGUUUCUGGAACCAUCGUGGCACUGUGGCCCAUUCUCAAACUCGAACCGCAUCUAUCAUCUGCUCACGAACGCAACCGAGCAGAUCAUACCGGAGAUGAUUACCAAGUACAUCGUAUCGCCAGCUGCCGUAAUUCCGUUGCUCGUUCUGCUCAUUCUGAUUAUCUAUUAUCUGAUCUCGCUUACCGGAUCGUUGCGCGAAGCGAACCAAGAUCUCAAGCUACAGCUACGCAAGGAGCGUACUGAAGAGCGUAGGAAAAUGUUUAAAAUAGCCUCCAGCACUCAGCAACAGACACCGGGCACUGGAAUGGCCGGCAUUAAUGGGCUUUCAAGUUCAUGGCACAAAGUGCUGGAUUCUACGCAACUGCGUCUUCAGUCGACAACGGACAAUGCAACCGAUUCCGAGAAUUCCAGCUCCAAACGCAAGGAGCUGCUGCAGCGCAUGAUGAAGAAAGCUCUCCAGAAAGAAAACUCGCUCACUACCGAGCUGGAAUCUACUGCUGCUGCUGCUGCUGCUGCUGCUGGUGGAGGACUGCAAAGUUUAACCGCCGAGUCUCCGUUGCCCAUAUCGCCACCCGUUAUUGGUACGAUAAAUGAAAAGAAUCGAUCAUCGAUCCAAGUGAAACCAAAACCCAAGGACCCGAAGGAUGCCAGCGGCUCGGAUGUGUUUCGUUUCGAUCGAGGUGCCGUAGAGCAUAUGAACCGUCAAACGGAGGGAACAGUACCGACAGCAGUGCCCACAACAGCAGGCACUGAAGGUGAUGGUGGCCGGAAAAAGUUCGAACGGACUCGUCCAUCAACGGCGGAACGGUUCCGUAUGGCGGCACAGGCUGAGCGACGUCGAAUGCAGGGCAAGCUAGCACCGGCUGAGAAGAUGGCGGACAAAACGGCCGAUUGGAUCGAACAGAUUCCAGUGAUAACGAUCAGCAAAACGUCGAGCGAUGAGUGCAUCAUCGAUUCUGAUCUGGAGGAUCCGAACGAUCCUGCCGCAAAACCGACGGAACCAAGUCCGAAGGAGCUAACCGUCGAGCGUCGGCAGGAUCGUACGAUAUUAAAAGCAAAAUCGUCUAACGCAUGCUAAGGG
Anopheles merus is the source of this 4788-nucleotide messenger RNA. RefSeq lists its product as uncharacterized. The record is from RefSeq and is a predicted model, not a curated record. Gene Ontology annotation, molecular function: mechanosensitive monoatomic ion channel activity. The transcript is spliced from 9 exons. Lineage: Eukaryota; Metazoa; Arthropoda; Insecta; Diptera; Culicidae. Gene Ontology annotation, cellular component: plasma membrane. The coding region runs from base 154 to 4785 and encodes 1543 amino acids.